Molecule: messenger RNA, 2220 nt
Organism: Erigeron canadensis
Lineage: Eukaryota; Viridiplantae; Streptophyta; Magnoliopsida; Asterales; Asteraceae
Exons: 6
Coding region: 1-2220 (739 amino acids)
Biological process (GO): L-valine catabolic process; thymine catabolic process
Cellular component (GO): mitochondrion
Molecular function (GO): DNA-binding transcription factor activity, RNA polymerase II-specific; malonate-semialdehyde dehydrogenase (acetylating, [NAD(P)+]) activity; methylmalonate-semialdehyde dehydrogenase (acylating, NAD+) activity
Source: RefSeq, a predicted model, not a curated record
AUGAGGUUGUAUGAGAUUCCGGCCAAUGGUACGGCUGCGGUGGUCAACCAACCGUGUCUGUCUGGUCAGGUAAGUGGAAAGUUAGAAAAUGCAAAAGAGAUGAUGACAGAGGGAAUGAUGUCAGGUUCUACCGAAUAUGAUUCAAGUGGUGAAGAUGAUUUUUUUAUUAGAACACCCGAAUUUGUCACUAAUGAGGUGUUCGGAUCUCGUGAAGAAUUAAUCGAUUGGGUACAAAAGUUGGCAUACUCACUUGGUGUUGUCAUUGUAACAAAAAGGUCGAAUCCAAGACCUUGUGGUUUCGUGUAUAGGGUUCUACUCAAAUGUCAACGUGGCGGCAAAUAUCAAUAUAAGGAUUCAAGUAAAGAUACUGGCACCAGGAAAACUAAUUGUCCAUUCGAAUUAGAAGGAAGAUAUUCAGAUGAAUAUGAUUGUUGGAUCUUAAGGGUGAUAUGUGAUGAACACAACCAUCGACCUAUAUUGUUUAUGGAGGGUCAUCCAUAUGCAAAGCGACUUUCCGCGGAUGAAUUUAAUUAUGUUGCAGAUUUAACAAGGAUGCAUGUGCCACCACGUAAUAUUCUAUCGCUACUUAAGAAGCGAAAUUUAAGUAAUGCGUCUACUCCCAAGACUAUUUACAACGCACGCAAUAAAAUUCGCAUGGUGGAAAAUCUCAAAUGCAGCAAUACAUUUUCAAUAGCUUUUGCUUUUAUCCAUAGCGAAAAGACAGCUAACUAUAAAUGGGUCUUAGAUUGUCUAAAACUGACACUAGACGAGUGCAUGCUCCCACGGGUUAUAGUUAUAGAUAAAGAGAUGGCACUAGUGAAUGCAUGCAAUGAAGUUUUUCCCGAUGCCGCUCAGUUACUUUGCAGGGUAGAGAGCCAACAUGCAAAGCUAAAGAUAUAUAUGGACAAGAAUGCAAAAUGUAGUUUGGAUAGACUUCUAGGUUGUAUUGACGAAAUCGUGAAGUCGCAACUAACAUUAAUCAAAGAAAGCUUGGAAAAUAGUAGAGUCGUUCGCAUUCAUAAGCAUAAUCUACGAUAUUUCAAACUUUUGCGUGGUUUUGUUUCAAAUGAGGCUCUCAAAAAAGUUCUUGAGGAUCGUAAGCGAUGGAAGGAUCAUAAGGGAGAUUGUGAUUGUCGACUUCGCACUGCUUAUGGGUUACCAUGUCAAUAUAUUACUUUGGAUUCGAUUGACAUUUUUUGGAGGAAGCUAGAUCUUUCACCAUCAUCUACGCAAAAAGACGAUGUUAGCUGUGAUGAUGUACUGCAACAUUUUAAAGAAAACUACAACAAGCAGUCCAAAGUUGGGAAAAAAAGUUGGUUAAGAAAGUUGAUGAAUAUUUUCAGUCCAGAUACAACUGACAUUCGGGAACCUCGAGUUCAAAAUAAAACUCGUGGACAACCAAAGAAAUCGCAACAAAAAAAGCGUACCGAGUUUUGUUCAACGAGAUUUAGUUGUUCAACCAUGCCCGAUUUUGUUGAGCCGAUUAAGGAGCCUGCCAAACAAAGUACAUUUGAAUUUGACUUGAACAAGGAGCCAAAUAUAGAUUUGAACGAGGUCCCAUAUGAGUUUCAGGGUCCACACAUGUUGGACUUAAAUAAAGCGCCACUGAAGUGUGGUUCAAAUUUAAUGGACGAUAUUCCACAAGUAUUUCAUCCAUACAUUACGAAUAUACAAAAUGUUUUCGGUGAUGAAAACUGUGGAUAUCGAGCAUUAGCUGUUUGUCUUGGACUUAAUGAAGACAAUUUUUAUGAGUACAUUCGGCAACAAAUGAGAGAAGAGUUGCAAAAUCGAUAUGAUUUAUACUCGAGGAUUUUUGUUACCGAUAUAAAUUCAAUGUAUCAAGACUUGUCUUUCUUUGGUUCCCUUUGUCCACCGGAACAUUGGAUGAAAAUGCCCGAGGCAGGUGUUUUAGUUGCUAAUAAACUUGGUGUGAUCGUCCAUUCUUUAGACAAGAGAGGCACUACGACGAUUUUUCCGUUUUGGUGUGGUCCGGAAGAUGUUGAACAUCACAGAGCUCUUACAAUUGCCCUUGUAAAUGGAGAAUCACAUUUUGUCAUGGUGGAGUUACAAGACGAGUACCCAAUGCCUGUUAUCACGCCAUAUUGGACAUUUCACCAUGGUCCGUGUGCAGCCGGAUGGGAAAUCAUGUAUAGGUCGCGUCUAGAUGUAUAUAUCAGUCUUUGUCGUCGUGGGAGUGGUGUUAUUAAUAUAUUUGAUUAA